GAAAUACAGUGGUUUGAAAGGAAAAUCAUUAUUUUGACGAUCAGCAGUGAGCAAACGUCUACUCUCUGAUCUCAUCCCAACAAUAUAAUUUAUUACCAGAAAUUUUAUUUUCUCGCCUUGUUGUCAUAGAAACAAGUUUAAGCAGGCCCUGCCUAACGUAUUAAUAAUAACUGAAACAAAUGGUUUGCCAUUUCACAAUAACCUUUUGUAAUCUGCUCGUCCGUUGAACUCAACUAAAAUAGUGAAAGUGAAAUUCCAUUUUAAACCAUGUAUUUUUGCAGGCACCAUCAGUGAUAGACGGCGCUGGAAGCUACGCCACAGUUGGGAUGUCUUGCACCUGGACCUUGCAGCCACCUCUCGAACUACCCUCAUCGCCCUCUCCCUCUGCCACUUGCAAACAGACUCGCAACACUAGCAGUUUCUCGAUUACUUCUAUUACUCCGCCCCUUUGCCCAAGGCGUCGAGCAACUCCGGAGAUCCAGGUCCAUGGGACUGCUACUUUACACGACCAAAGCUCCGAUCUAGCCCAAAAUGAGGCACCCUUCGAAUUUCCCGUGGAAGUGGAGCGAAUGGUGUCCGAGUUGUGUAGCUCCUCAAAGGAGAGUCCUCCCACGUAUGAGUCGUUCGGCCUGAGCGUGGGUAUCGGCCUUGACUAUGGCGGCCUGCACUUCAACGAUUCGAUUUCUGCACCCCCCACCCCCCCUGCCAAGCAGCGCAGCCCCUUCAGCCUCCUCCAGGUGCCCCAGCAAGUGCCACCGCCACCGCCAAUCCCCGUGAGGGCGGCGGCCGAAGUGCAGCCCAUACCCACCCAAGCAGCCUUCCACUGCGCGCCAGGACUUCGCUUCAGCGAGCCCUCCCCAACUCCCAUCCGAGCCGACCCGCCCCCUGCGAACCUGCCGUACUUCCCCGAAAGCUAUCCUUUCCCCAACGCGUACCACUACGCGGGUAAGUCCUCCCCCCAGCCCGGGGUCGUCCCGACAGGAUCUAUCCUCACGGAACUGCCCCUGCCCGACGGCGACACUAGUUUCCGGGAGCUGGUGGUCAAAGGCUGCCUCGAGCUAGAGAGCAUACUCCGCGUCCACAAGCAGCACUCGUACAUCGGCGACCUGCUGACCUUCUGUCACGCCAUCCGCGAGUCGGCGGCGGCGGCCGCGGGCGGCGAGUUUGACGCGCCGAGCGAUGAGACGCGGGCGCUCAUCAUUGCCUUCUUCCGCCUGGUGAGCUGCUGGCUCGGCCUGUUCCCCUGCCAGCAGGAGCUGCACUCCGCCUUCAGGGAGUGGCAGCAGGCCUCGCGCAGGGUCAUCGUCGCCAUCCUGAGGCGGGUGCCGGCGCUGCAGCAAGCACAGCAGCACGCGCGCGAGCGGCUGCUUUCGGAGGGCGACCAGUGGCGGCCCCAGCACGCCUCACCGGCCCCGCCCCCGCCCAGCAGACAGGUGUGGCCCAAAGGCCAGGCAAAGGGGCCCGGCAAGAACUCCCCAAAGACCCUCCCCCAGAAGAGUGCCCUCCGAGGGCCGGCUAGCAAGGACUGGUCCGAGCUGGCGAGGGUGGACGGCACCCGGCCCGGCCCCAACCUGUCGAGGAGCACGACGCUCCCGCCGCCGGCCUGGCGUGCGGAAGACACUGGUGCGGACGCGAACCAGGUCGAGUCCAGGGCGAGCACGCGCCUGAUGGGCACGGGGACCGGGCCGCCUCCAAGCCUCGACUCCACGUUCGCGGGCGGGGGCGCCGUGGUGUAUCCCCUGUCCUUCAGCGAGAGCGCGACCCCACAGCGGCCCAUAGGCAGCGCUAAGGCGAGCAGGUCGUGGCGCAGCCCCCCGGUGGCGGAGACCCCCAGGACCGCAGGGAGGCACCACGCGCCCGUCGUCAGAUUCGACCUGGACGGCUCGGACGAGGUGCACCAUGGCGCAUACAUGAAGCCCGGCUGCUACGACGUCCCGAUGCGACAGAGCACGCCGCCCGCGGCCCCCGCCGCCCCGCCGGGCAGCCCCCUGGAGAGCAACGCCGCCGCCCCCCUCACCUACCCCCUGACCACCCCUGCGCUGCCCCCGCUGCUGCCCGCCUCCAUGACGAUGCUGCCGCCGCCCCUGUUGUCGGAGACCACGUGGCAGGCCGCGCUGGCCUCCGCCGAGACCCUGAGCAAGGCGCUGCAGUCUCACGAGGACGCCGGGCGGGAGGAUGGAGCGGUGGAACAGGCGAUCGAGAUCUUGGGUUUCGUGGACGGCGACGCUAUGAGCCACGCGGGCGAAGUGGAUGACCCCGGGGGCAUGCUCACGGCCGCCAACCCUCAGGCGUCCCGCGGGUGGCUGCCCCUCGCGCAGCUGGAGGUCGCCGAGCAGCUAGUUCCUACCUCCUUCACCGUCAACGAGUCACGAGCGAAGGACUUCUCGAGCAGGGGAAAGAAGGUAAAGCCCCGAGCGGGGGCGUCGAGCUCGGGCAGAGUGACCCGCGUUGUGGGACGGAGUCGAUCCUGGAGCAGGGGGAUCCAGUCCUGCACCCAGGCCUCGGCCCCUCAGCUCAGCCCCACCACGGCGCGGAAGGCGAAGGACAUCCUGGGCGCGCUGUACGACCUUCACAAGGCCGAGGACACUGAGUUUGAGGAGGGAGCGCCCUUUGACCUCGACUCGAUGUCUCAAAAACUUGAGUGUCAGGCUUACGAAACACUCGAUCAAUUUGAACAGGACUUUCGCCGGGUCUUAUUUAAUCACACCAAUUGCAGCGGGGACUCGGCCAAGGUGUGCGCCGGGCGCACCAAGGCUCUGGAGAAGGUGUUCGACGACCUGCUCGAGCACCACUUCUGCUCCAGGAAUCUCCAGGACUCCGAGACCUGCAGGAAUCCAGGACUCCAGCUUGAGGACCCGGAUCGGAUCCCCGCAACGAGGACGGCGGCGCACUCCGCCCCGAGCCAGAACGACGAGGAGGGCACAGGGGAGCCCGAGCCCACCUUGUCCAUUGCGGAGAACCUCGUCUCCGCCGCCGGAGUGGGAGCGGGACAGCCGAGCGGUACCGAUGGUGAGGAAGCGCCAGCCAAGAACGAAGAGUGAGUUGGGAGGGACUUCCCUCGAAGAACGAAUCCGAGGAAACUCUGUGUAGCGAGGAAACGGGAACGCAUGAGUAGGUUUAAGCUAAGUGAAUGGUGCUUUAUGUACUCCAACCGUUUCAUAAUUUCCGAUUUUCUCUGUGUAAUGUCAAACAUUUGGUCUCUUGUAAUCUGUUAAGUGUACGUUGAAUUCUAUAGGAUCGUCUACAGUGCAGUGUAAUUGUGAAAAUAGCAUGUGAAUCAGGAUACCUCCGCGUGAAUGUGUCAAUGGCGUUUUAAAGACAUUGUGAUUAUUGAUGUGCGAUAAAGUGAGAGGGGCAUUUUUUAAUCCGGCAUAAACGUAAAAAUGCUGUUUAUGUACGAAUUUUCAAAUAGUUUAUUAUUACUCAUUUAAAUCUACUCGCGAUCACAGGUGUACGUCGAACAAAUAUGUUCGCUAUAUUUCACAACGGGGCAACAAAACGAAGACAACAAAAAUA
Messenger RNA from Frankliniella occidentalis (western flower thrips), 3516 nucleotides. RefSeq lists its product as uncharacterized. NCBI's taxonomy places the organism in Eukaryota, Metazoa, Arthropoda, Insecta, Thysanoptera, Thripidae. The transcript is spliced from 4 exons. Bases 327 to 3041 code for a protein of 904 amino acids. Gene Ontology annotation, molecular function: protein binding. The record is from RefSeq and is a predicted model, not a curated record.